AUGAAGCUUCUUUCUUCUCCAGCUUCCAGGUGCUCGUCCCAAAGAAAGAGUAUGCUACCUAACAUAAACCAAAGCUUCAAUAUUUUUGCUCACAAGAAAGGUGACAGACAUAAAGGAAAUAGCAACAGGCCUCUUCUAAAAACUAAUUUAUACGGUACCAGGAUGGCUCAGAAGUUAAUGAUUUGGGGCAAGAGUUCCAUUCAACCCCAAACUAAGAUAAAGAAUCCUAUUUCUCACUCUUUAGGAUUGCCUUAUGAAGAGACUGAUCUAUCUUCCAAGUUUCAGAAGAAGAAUCUCCAACAGGAGAAAAAAUGCUUCCGGCACAAUGGUCAGAGCUCUACAAAGCAAGUGCUUCCCUGUGUUUCCCAAAAUUCUGCUAGCUCGAGAGGAACCAUCUCGCCAUUGCCUGUUGGACAAGCGCCAUCCUCAGUAGACCAUCCGAAUCUGAAAUACAGUGACAUGUUCAAGGAAAUAAAUUCUAAUGACAAAGGUCCUGGUAUUUAUGAGAUGUUUGGGACUGCGGUAUAUUCCCGUAAGCCUGAUGGAUAUGGUGAAAGUAAGGGUAACAGGAAUGUGCAUUCUGCUCCAACUGGGUGGCGUAAUGCUAUGAAAUGUAAAUCCAGCCACUUCAGUGGGAAGAAGGGUAGCAGCAUAAGAAGUCCCCAGAAGAAAACGUACCCUAAAUCACACAAGAGUCUCAGUAUUAAACAGAAGCCAAAGGAGAAGGAAGUGGCACCAAAAAAGGUGUCCAGGGUAACAGCCUGCAGUCUAGAACAGGGCAAAGAUGUGACUGUCUCUUGUGCUGAUCUGCAGAUUCAGCCAAAAGGGAGCACUGAAUCAUAUUAUGAAGAUACUGAUCAGCAAACUCAGAUUUCCACUGAGUUUCCUGAACCUGCUGAGCAAAAUGAAGCCUUUCCUAAUUCAGGCUUGUCACCAAUUGAAGAAGUCUCUUUGGAAUAUACUUCAGAUGAUGAUGAUGAUGUUGCUUUUCCUAGGAAAGCAUUUGCCACCAAUGUCCAGGAGUUACUUUGGCCAGAGGUUAAAGUUCAUGCAGAAUAUGCUCCUUUCUUAAACUGUGUGAAAACUACAGAUGAACAAAAUAAUGCUGUAAAGAGUAGAAUCUUAAAGAAUGGACAAAACAAAACAGCUGGUUUGCUUGUGAAGCAGGAAGCAUGCCAGAUUUUACACGAUGAGGAUAAUCAAAAGCCUUCUGCAUCCCCCUUUACAGACCGAACAAGCUCGCUUUCUCCAGAGAAUCUCCAGCUUGGAAAUGCCAGUAUAGCAAAUAUGACAACUCCAUGGACUUGCUAUCUUGCAAACUCAGUCUCUCAGUCAUACACAGAUGUCUUUGGAUAUGAAGACUAUAAGGAAGUAAUGGAAGACAUAUUUUGUUGCUCAGUCACUGAACUGCUUUCUCUGGGUGGAAUAGUUGGCAACAGUUCUAGCACAAUGACCAGAAAUGUAAAUGUGGAGGCACAAAGUGGAGACUGUUGGGAUACAGAUGAUAGAACAGCAGAUGUUAAAAAUAAUAAGAAUUUUUGUCUGGAUUUCAUUGAAUAUGAUGAAGGAAAUCCACUUUUAUAUGGAACUGCAUCUUCAGAAAACAGCUUAAUUAACCAAGAUUCUAUUUUGUGGACUAGAGGUGAAAUCCUUGGAAAAGGAGCAUAUGGCACAGUAUACUGUGGACUUACAAGCCAAGGACAAUUAAUAGCCGUGAAACAAGUAGCACUGAAUGCUUGUGACCAAGCUGGGAAUAAAAAGGAAUACCAGAAACUGCAAGAAGAAGUUGUGAUUUUGAAAAACUUAACGCACGUCAACAUUGUAGGAUACUUGGGAACAGGUUUAGAAGAUAACAUUGUAAGCAUCUUCAUGGAGUUUGUUCCCGGUGGCUCCAUUUCCAGUAUUAUUCAUCGCUUUGGGCCACUGUCAGAAAUAGUUUUUUGUAAAUAUACAAAACAGAUUGUACAAGGAGUUGCAUAUUUACACAAAAACUGUGUGGUCCACAGAGAUAUUAAAGGAAACAAUGUUAUGCUUAUGCCUAAUGGCAUAAUCAAACUCAUAGACUUUGGAUGUGCAAAGCGCUUAGCCUGUGUGAGUCUGACUAAUACACACAGUGAACCACUGAAAUCUGUGCAUGGCACUCCAUAUUGGAUGGCACCAGAAGUGAUAAAUGAAUCUGGCUAUGGAAGGAAAUCAGAUAUCUGGAGCAUUGGCUGCACUGUUUUUGAGAUGGCCACUGGAAAGCCACCAUUGGCUGCCAUGGAUAAACUAGCAGCCAUGUUUUACAUAGCUGCUCACAGAGGACUUAUGCCUUCACUACCCAAACAUUGCUCAGAGAAAGCGGUUGAUUUUGUACAUUUGUGCUUAACAAGGGACCAACAUGAGCGGCCUACUGCCUUACAAUUGUUGCAGCACCCUUUCAUAAUAAGAAACUCAUGAAACUUGGCAGUGCUUCUAUCAAACAAAUGUCAAAUUAUUUUGUUUAUAUGGAAAAAUAACUUUUAA
This is a messenger RNA of Candoia aspera, 2505 nucleotides long. It is a transcript of the gene MAP3K19, whose product is annotated as mitogen-activated protein kinase kinase kinase 19. The record is from RefSeq and is a predicted model, not a curated record. Gene Ontology annotation, molecular function: protein kinase activity; ATP binding. NCBI's taxonomy places the organism in Eukaryota, Metazoa, Chordata, Lepidosauria, Squamata, Candoiidae. Gene Ontology annotation, biological process: protein phosphorylation.